Molecule: messenger RNA, 807 nt
Organism: Lotus japonicus
Lineage: Eukaryota; Viridiplantae; Streptophyta; Magnoliopsida; Fabales; Fabaceae
Exons: 1
Coding region: 1-807 (268 amino acids)
Source: RefSeq, a predicted model, not a curated record
AUGCUUGACAAUAAAAGGUUUUGUGGCUCUAGCCAUGGUUGGAUAGCAACAGUGGAUGAUGCUAAUCAACAUGUCAUAACUCUAAUCAAUCCUUUUAAGAACGUAGCUCCCAUUGUUCUGCCAUGGUUACCUAUUGGAAUGUCAUUAGAUAGGGUUGUUUUGUCUGUUGACCCCUUAACGAAGCCGAAUGACUAUGUGGUUGCUGCGAUUCACUCGUGUCGUUGCAGACUUUCAUUAAUAAGAGCAGGUCAAGAAUUUUGGACUUAUGUACAGAAUACUGGUGUUUGGUACAUUGAUAUCACAUUUUAUAGAGGUCUAGUAUAUGCUGUGUGUGGCCCGAUUGGUUGGAAGUACAGAAUUGUGUCCUUCAAACUUCCUUAUUCCAGUAUGGAGAAGAUAAUUCCAAAUGUUUUCUAUCAAGAUAGUUAUCUUCAAGGAGCCUGUCUUGUGAAAUCAUUAGAAGGAGACUUAUGGAUGGUGACAAGUUUUCAGGUAUAUAAGUUGGAACUAGAUGCUCAAAAUGGAAAAGUUUUGCAAAUGUUGAAACUAGAGAGUUUGGGAGAUAAUGUUUUGUUUAUAAGUGAUUUCGGCGAUUCAACUGCUGCGUCAUCUUUCUAUUUCUCUAAUUGUCUGCAAAAGGACUUAAUUUACAACGCCACCAAUGAUUAUGACGAUGGCUCACUAUUUGAUUUAAGGGUCUAUAAUGUAAAGGAGGGAAGAUUUAUAAAACAUGACCCUCCCAUUAAUCCUUCAGUCAAGAAUGAGUCACCUACGUUAUGGAUUCUACCACAAUUUCAAUGGGAUUGA